AUGAAAAACGCUGCUUGCCAUUUAUUUCGUAGUAAACAAGCCUCAUCAACACUCUCUUUCUCUCGGUUUUUCAGAGGUGUAGUUUUUGGUGUUGAUACACUUGGGUCAGACUCUAACCUCUCGCUUCGGAAAUCUUUGUCCAAUCAUCAUCAUACAAGGAACACUUUGGUACCCUCUUUCCAUACAUUAUCUUCCUUGUUGGCAAAAGAUGAAGUAACAACAAAAAGUCUUUCUUACGGAUCGGGAGGAAACGGAAGUGGUGCUGAGCACAACCAUGUACAACAACCAACUUCUUCUCAUGAUCCCAACCCAAAAUCAGACGAUGCAACACCACAACCAACCGCUAAUAACAACUCUCCCAUUCAAGAAAUGUCCUCAAUAAUUCUCUCCUUCAAUAAUUUCGAGGAAUGGACAAAGGAAGAAGUUGCUUCUAUUCUUUGUAUGAAGAAACAUGAAGGUGGAGCCUCAUUGUACGUUGAGAAAGUGAAGCCUCUAUAUAGUGCUGGUUUUGACGGGGCUUCUCUUGAUAACAUUGUUCAAGAUAUCAAGAGGCACGAUGUAGAUUUUGCAAUUAAAGCCAUGUCUCAAAGCAAAGACUUUUCACAGGUUUCUGAGAGUACUUGCAAGGCAGUGGUAAAUUGGGUGUACAAUACUUUGAUGCCCAAUCUUCAAAUUGAACCAUUUCAAUAUUUCCCAAGAAGCGAAAGAGAACUCUUAACCAAAGCAGAUGAAAUUCUUGAAGGUAAUAUUGAUUCUGAUGCAAAACGUACAAACAUACCACAGAUGUAUAAACAGUGGUACUUGUCAUUCUGUAAUUUAGUAAUCAAGGACCAAGCUCAAGGUAAAAGAACUCACUCUGAAAAAGAAAAUUACUCUGUCGAUUUACUGAAACUCUUUUCAAAUGCAAGAGAUAUUAUAUUCAGCAACGUAAAUACAGACAGUAUAUUGAACAAAUCGAAUUUUGAGACAGUCAUGAAUAACAUGGUGAAUGAUCUUUUAAAGAAAAAGGAUCUUGAAAAGGAGUUUUUUAUGAGGAAUUUGCUUACUCCCUUUAACACACGCUGUCCAUCCCAAUUUGUCAGAGAUGUUUUUGUUCCAACUAACUCCACAAUGAUAACAAAAGAUUUGUUUCCAUUCCUCCCAAAAUUACAAGUCGAUCUGUUUAAUGAAAGUGAAAGAAAGACGUUAGACCAAAAAAUUCGUGAUGGAUCAACAAUUUGCGUGAUUGGGCCCUCAGGUGUGGGUAAAACUGCUUUGCUUGCAAGAAGAUUAGGAGUCAAUCCAGGAAUUAUGAUAACAUGUACAUCUCUGUAUGAUCGGCAACAUCUUUCGGAACGUGGAACUGACCAAGCUUCUGAUAAGUUGAGAGAAACAUUUGUACUCACCAUGACACAAUCUGUUAUCAAGCUCUACGCUACUGCUGCUCAACAAGUUCAAUGUAAUUUUAUUGCAAGAUUACUGUGCCUUCAUACUGCAUUAACCAUCUGGGAACAAACGGAUAACAAAACACCUUUCGAAACUCCUCUUCAAAUGUUAUCCUACUCUCAAUGGAACGGCAAUACAAAGACUGUAGCAAAUAUAUUCAACACAUUGUUGGAACGUCAAUGGCUUUCUUUACCAACUGAAACUUUAAGAGAUUUCACAAUAUUUUUGAUCGAACAAUUAUAUUCAAGGUUGAAGCUGGAUAAGCAACCAUUUAUUAUUGCUGUUGACGAGGCAAAUAUUUUCUCUAUUCUCCAUACUCCAAUGUUAUCUGAGAACGGUACACCCAGGGAUUUAUUGUCACUGAUUGCAUUCGAAAUUUCUCAACUUAGAAAGAAGACUUAUAUGAAAAUUAGUGAUAUUUAUUGUGGAACCAUGUUUACAACUGACAUUGUUGAUAUUAUUCAAUCAUCGAUUGGAAAAUUAGAGGAUGUUUGCCAUGUUUACUCCUGCGUUGGUUUAGAUUCCAUCACUUUUGAGCAAGCAUUACAAAUAUUAGACAAAAUGUAUGAUAUUGAAGCAAUUUUAAAAUCGUCCAAUAUCUCCAAAAUUGAUCUUUAUCACUCUAUUCAACACAUAUUCCCAACAAGAAGAAGAGUAGUUGGGCUUGUUGCCUCUUAUUUAGAAACAACAAAAACUCUCGAUAUUGAAGAAAGUUUCAGAAGAAAGUGGAAAGAGUUUGUGGAUCAGGUGGAAAAAAAUGUUUUACAUAGAUUUGAUUGUAAGAAGUCAACAGACCGUCUUGAUCUUAAUUUUUUGUUGGACGUAGUAAUCACAAAUGAAUAUGAUGCCUUUUUAGGGAAAUCAAUUUCUUGCGACAGAACAUUAGCUUCUUCAUUAAUAGGAACUGGAUUAGCAAAACCAAAUUUUGACUUUUAUGAUACUAACAGCGAUAUGUAUCAUUUUGAUACCUCAGACCCAAUUCUUAAACAUGUUGCAAAAGAGGUUUUAGAAAAGAAAUAUCCAAACUCAAUUACAAAAAUCAGUAACCCAAUCUCAGUGUUGAAUUUGCUAUUAUCUCUCCCUCAACAUGACCCUAAGAAAUGGGAAAUGGUAUUUUCUCUUUUAUUGCAACACCAUAGUGGAAAGUGUAUUAGGGACAACUUGAUCCUUUCACCAUUAAUAUUAGAUUUUUAUCGCAAGCAUUACACAUCAAAAUGGGCCCAAGAAGUCCUCACAAACACUGACAAUAUUGACAGCAAUAUGUUGGGAGAUAUUUUAUACUUUCAUUGUUUGUUGAACUAUAACAAACAUAUAGAAGAGAGUUCUACUAACAAUACCAUUACAUUUAAAGACCUUAUUGAUGGGGUAUAUUUUUAUCCCUCUUUGAAUUGUCAUGCUGAUGGUAUUUGUUUAAACUUUUCAGAGCAACCUUACGGUAUUAUUGUGAGCAACAAAUUACAUAAUUGCCAGAGAAAAACAUUUUUAGACCAGAUUAGAAACGGCGUCAAGUGUGUGAAUGCGAAUAAUUUCUACAAAGCAAAAUUUGGCCCAGAAGUAAUUGGAAACUGUAGGACCUGGUGGACGACUGAGAAACAGGAGUUUCUAGCAACAUUAACUAAGAAUGAGAAACUAAUACCUCUCGUGGCACAUAUACAUGUAAAAUAUCAACAAAUCACAACAAAGAAAGGUGAAGGUUUUACUAAAGAUUAUUCUGAAGGAGGAAAAUAUUUAAUUCUGAAUCCAGAUUCAAAUGAUUUAAUGUCACUCUGUCCUGUUUGUAUAAACUUUUACAGAAGAAUCUAUUUAAUACUGCGAUUAUUGAUAAUUUGA
Messenger RNA from Naegleria fowleri, 3255 nucleotides. RefSeq lists its product as uncharacterized. The record is from RefSeq and is a predicted model, not a curated record. The transcript is spliced from 3 exons. Bases 1 to 3255 code for a protein of 1084 amino acids. Lineage: Eukaryota; Heterolobosea; Eutetramitea; Acrasida; Naegleriidae.